AUGAUCCGGAGUCUAGUGAUACCAGUGAUAUUGCUAUUGCCAUUGGCUUCCGGCUACAACUACUGCAACAACAAGACCCAUAGGUGCGUCCUGGAGGGCAAGGAGCACUUCAUGUGCCGACUGGACAAGUUUCGUCCUCUGCUUGGUAGCACCAUUUACCACGCCAUCGUUCCGGACGUUCCGUAUCUACAAGAUCAAAUACUGAGAAUACUGAACCAAUUCCGCAACUCGUUCGCAGGCGGGGAGCUAGCCACGCACAACAACAAGACAUUCGCGAGUGCCAAGCGGAUGCGCAAGUUGAUCUGGGACAAGGAGCUGGCCUACAUGGCCCGCACCCAUGCGUCCACCGUGUCCCUCCAGCACUCCGAGUGCCGCUCCACCCAGCGAUUCGCCCACGUGGGCGAGGUCCUGUUCGUGGCAGUCCCAAAUGCCAGGGCUAAGAUCAAUUACAUAUUAGAAACGACAUUUCGAUCGUUGUUUCAAAAGUAUUUGAAGGUCGAGGAUCCGGAGGGCCUGCUCGUAGGCUUUGACCCCAUCAGGGACUUCAAUCUGGCCGAUUUAACAAUUAUCAUCAGCGAUCGAGUCUCACGCGUGGGAUGUGGCCUUGCCUCGGGUUCCAACUGCAACCCAUUUUUACCCUCCAAUUUCUGCCUCUUUCUGACCUGCCACUUCGACUUUGUGAACUUGAAUGGAUCGUAUGUCUAUAAGGCUGGAGAACCAGCCAGUGGCUGUGAUGACUGGUACACUACGGGCAGCAAUAAGUAUGUGAAUCUGUGCAGAAAUAAUGGCGACAUUUAUCCCCCGGAUCAAGGCGACAACUCACCUUAAGGGUUUAACCUCUAUUUAAAAUAUUUAAAAUUACAACGCUUGUAUGAGUAUCAGAAGACCAUAUGCUUUUAAGUCAUUACUAACCCGAAUGUCUAGUAUUCCAGUCACAUUACCUUUUCCAUCCAACACACUUUAAAUUCCGAGUAAAGAUGAU
Messenger RNA from Drosophila gunungcola (fruit fly), 982 nucleotides. Its product is annotated as tabinhibitin 10-like. The record is from RefSeq and is a predicted model, not a curated record. The transcript has 4 exons. Lineage: Eukaryota; Metazoa; Arthropoda; Insecta; Diptera; Drosophilidae. Bases 1 to 828 code for a protein of 275 amino acids.